AUGAUAUUAGAUAGUGUACUGUUUUCGGCUACCACUAUACAUUUAGACCAUAUGAUGACUGCGCUUAAUUGUCUAACACCUUUUGGUCAACGCGACGAUGUGAUCAUAACAAUUGAUCGAGACGGGCUCUCCUUUGCUUGUGAAAAUAAUCAUUCUAUUAAGAUCCAAUUAUUUCUGUCAAAGGAGUUAUUUCAAUACUAUAACUAUCGCGGCGAUGCCGAUGGCGAAGACGAAGACUCUCAUGUUAAAUUAUCGAUGAAAGUUAACCAUAUAUUAGAUACAGUGAGUGUAGCCAAUAGAGACAAAGAUGAUGUUAUGGAAUGCACUUUAUCGUAUAAUGGGGAUGGAUACCCAUUUGUCAUUAUACUGGAAGAUAGCAUGAUUACUGAAAAAGUUGAAUAUUCCACCUACUUGUUGAAUGAUAUUGAUAGUACGGGCCUGGAGCUGGACAGGACGCGACUCGACUUUGAAUGUAUUAUUAAAGGUGACAUCUUGCAUAGUGCGUUGAAAGAUUUAAAAGAGAUAGGCUGUAAAGACUGUUAUAUAUACACUGUGACAAAUACUCAUACACGCCCUAUAUUUGCAUUGAUUUCCAAGAGUCAACUAGGCUUCUCUAAGAUUAUUUUACCAAGUGAAAGGUCGAUAUUGGAAAAACUUGAAAUCUACGAUAGCGACUCAACUACCAUAGUUCAUGACUCGCCAGUAAUUGGAAUGUUUGAUUUUUCCUCUCUCGACAAGUUAAGAUUAAGCACCAAAAUUGCUAGCAAAGUAUUGAUUAGACGAGACGUACACGGACUUUUGACCAUAAAUAUUUUGAGUCAAACCAAUGACGUCUUAAUGGCCGAUAAAAAACCGGCUACUGCAAACAGAAACAAUCUACCUAUCGAAUAUCCGGGAAUUGUGAUUGAAGUCUCACUGUUGGAAAAAGCUGCCGCUGAUGAUGUCGAUGUAAGAGAUAUUCAUCUUCUAAUGACAACGUCAACGACACAGAAGAUUACAUUAUCUAAAUGUACUGCAGCCGAAGGUUCCCACAUAUCAAACGUUGAAAAGGAUUCUGAAAACCUCCUUGGAUUCAAGAAACCUACAAAUGUAUCCGCUCAAGAGACGAACACCGACGAUUCCUACCAUCCAGCACCCUCCACCAACAUUCCUCUCUUCUUCUAA
This is a messenger RNA of Eremothecium cymbalariae DBVPG#7215, 1164 nucleotides long. RefSeq names its product Rad17p (gene RAD17). The coding region runs from base 1 to 1164 and encodes 387 amino acids. Lineage: Eukaryota; Fungi; Ascomycota; Saccharomycetes; Saccharomycetales; Saccharomycetaceae. Gene Ontology annotation, biological process: reciprocal meiotic recombination; double-strand break repair; DNA damage checkpoint signaling. The transcript has a single exon. Gene Ontology annotation, cellular component: checkpoint clamp complex. The record is from RefSeq and is a predicted model, not a curated record. Gene Ontology annotation, molecular function: damaged DNA binding; double-stranded DNA binding.